AUGAAAAAGCUCCUGCUCGUUGCGCUGCUUUACCUGGUGAGGCAGCAGCUUCCCGCACACGCAGAAGAACACAUCUGCGAUUUCACUAAGGAGAAGUACCUUCUGGGGAAGAAUGAAAAAGAAUACUGUGUGGUGAAUGCCAAACCUUUCGAUAGCGUAACAUUUAUAUGUCCCAAAAAAAUCGGAGCACAGUGCUUUCAGAAUGUAAACACGGUAGACGAUAUAAGGAAUGAAAAAAUGGAAUCAUCGAAGAUAUCUAUAGAUGAACUGCUAUACGGAUCGACCCUGUAUGGAGACACCCUUCUAAUAUCCCCCACGGUGAAGCAAAGCAAAACCUUCUACUGUUUCUGUAACUUACAAAUGGAGAAUUUGAAGAAAUACCUAAAGAACAAAAGAUUGUCCAAGGAAAAAGAAAAUGCGCAAAAGAAAUCCCCUGUCGAUGUGGAUGAUUUGAAAAAUGGAAAUGAAGACAUGGAGGUGGUAAUCCCAGAGAAGCAAAUAGAUGAGCAUCUAGUUCGAGCAUUACAUAGGGUAAAAAAAAUUAGAAAUAUAAUCGAGCGUGAAAAAAAUAAACAGGAAGGAGAUAAGACUCAAAAUCCGGAAAACCAAGAAGAACUUGUAAUUGAUGAGAAGGAAGAAGAAGAAGAUAAAGAAGUGGAUGAUAGUAAAAUUGAAAAAAUUAUUACAAAGUAUGGAAUAAUGAAAGUUGUUGUUUCUACGAAUGAUACAAUAACUAAAGGGUGCGAUUUCGGAAAUAAUGUAGUGAACUAUUUUUCUAAACCCUAUCCUGUUGAGAGGUAUGGAGGCAGUAAGGUGUGCAGAAUUGAGGCGAAGCCAGGAGAGUUCGUAGGAUUCAAGUGCAUAUAUGAUAACACGGGUAGCGUCGAACCACAUAACUGCUUUGACAAGGUUAUUUACGAGGGUAAUCAAACCGACUUACAGACCAUCAUGCCUGGUUAUAUAUCAUAUGGUAACAAACAGAAGGGGAAGUACGCCUUUUACUUAAAGUUGCCCCACUUUGUGCAACACAACUACACCAUUCAGUGCAAGUGCAGGUCCACCGUGCCGCAGUUUGAUAACUACGUCUUCGAGCUGGCCGUGGAGGGGGGCGAGAGCGAAAUUGUUGCCAAGUCCUUCCAG
This is a messenger RNA of Plasmodium cynomolgi strain B, 1140 nucleotides long. RefSeq names its product transmission-blocking target antigen Pcys230. The transcript has a single exon. The annotation marks the transcript as partial. Gene Ontology annotation, cellular component: cell surface; plasma membrane. Lineage: Eukaryota; Apicomplexa; Aconoidasida; Haemosporida; Plasmodiidae. Gene Ontology annotation, biological process: symbiont entry into host. The record is from RefSeq and is a predicted model, not a curated record.